ACCUGACCACAGACACAUCGGCGGCCAAUCAGACACCAGGACAACUCACUGAUUCAACCUCCUCAGACAACUUCAGUAUUCUUGAUUUCAUUUGACUCCUGAGGUUUCAUCCAAGAUGUUCAGCAGGACUCUUCUGCUCAUCUGCAUUGCAGUUUUCUUCUGUGCAGAUGCUGAGGACAAAUCCAGGCUCUACAGGAGGCCCUCCUGUGAGGGGAUGACCGCAAAUAUGGCAUGUCCCCUGAACUACUCUCCUGUGUGCGGCAGCAACGGCAUCACCUACCCAAACGAAUGUUCUCUGUGUGUCUUCAGGCUGGAGAAAAACGCUGAUAUCCUGAUUGUGACGGAGGGACCCUGCUGAGGCUGACAUCAUUCACUCACUCCUCCCAGACUGAUGACAUCAUCGCACUUCUCCCUAAAUGAUGAUGUCAUUACUGUUUGAAUGUAGCUGUUAGCACGUAGCGCGCGCGCGCGCACACACACGCACACACACACACACACACACACAUGCACGCGCACACACACGACUGCAGCAAUAUGUGCUCACAAUAAUAAAAACAUCUG
Molecule: messenger RNA, 561 nt
Organism: Epinephelus lanceolatus (giant grouper)
Lineage: Eukaryota; Metazoa; Chordata; Actinopteri; Perciformes; Serranidae
Product: putative pancreatic secretory proteinase inhibitor
Molecular function (GO): serine-type endopeptidase inhibitor activity; protein binding
Source: RefSeq, a predicted model, not a curated record